This is a messenger RNA of Pseudovirgaria hyperparasitica, 974 nucleotides long. RefSeq lists its product as uncharacterized. The transcript is spliced from 2 exons. The record is from RefSeq and is a predicted model, not a curated record. The coding region runs from base 359 to 574 and encodes 71 amino acids. NCBI's taxonomy places the organism in Eukaryota, Fungi, Ascomycota, Dothideomycetes, Acrospermales, Acrospermaceae.
AUAUUGUAGAAGUAUGAUACCGCGUAAUUACCAUCGAUAUUAAACAGGUAAGUUCGAUGUUUGAUGGUAGAGUGGAUCUAUAAUAUACAGUACGCUGAAAAAUUCCUUCGGUCAACCAGGUUGCGCGGCCUCAUUUCCAUUGAGGCUUGACACCCUCACUUCAGCAUGUCCGCCAAUUUGGACUUCCAUGACAACGCGUAGAUUUGAGGAACAUUGGACUGAGUUUGACGCGAAUAUGUCCGAACAAGUUCCCGAGAUAUAAGAUAGCAUAUGCUUAUCCACAAUCGCGCUUUUAGAGAAGACUAGAAAGUUCUAAACGUGGCUGAACCGCGCGAACGCCAGAAGCCGUGAAUGCGACAUGGAUCUUGCUGGCGGCGUGGGCUUGUUGUGGCGGCUAGCCCAGUCCUCUCUCGAGACUAUGGCUUCUUCCAUGCCCUACCCUACUGAGCAGCUAGGAUACAGCAAGUGCGUUGAAGAUGGUAAUAGAGGACGAAUAGAACAGCGAAACCUCUGUAUCAUCGUCACCCAUACUGCAAGCUCGAUAGCUCAUGGAAACGAAGGGGCUUUCAGAUAGUCCACGUGGAGAAAUCGCGCUUGAACUUAGAUGACGGAUUCGGCCAUACGGCUUACGGUCGAGACAUGUUCUGUGACUCAGGUCGAUGUCAACAAUUAAGAGGUAGUCGUAAAGUACUCGGACAGGUCCCCGAUAUCAUGCCUGAAACUGUGAGGCGGAAUUUCAGGUAAUACUGUAGAUAAGCAUAGCCCGGGGCCCGCUGAGUGCUCGGAAACAGUGACCGAGCAUCACUGCGUAUCCGGUGGCUGUUGCAACGGUGAAAAUGAUCGAAUUGGGCCAUGGGAAUACAGCCAUCGACUGGCGUUUCUGAUUACCUAGUGUCAAAAAGCAAAGAAGCAUCCGAUGAGUGGGUUUGGGCACCGGUAGUAUCACUUCGCCAGGAGUAAUCCUAGCUCAGCUU